Messenger RNA from Harpegnathos saltator (Jerdon's jumping ant), 534 nucleotides. Its product is annotated as cytochrome b-c1 complex subunit 7. The transcript has 2 exons. Gene Ontology annotation, cellular component: respiratory chain complex III. NCBI's taxonomy places the organism in Eukaryota, Metazoa, Arthropoda, Insecta, Hymenoptera, Formicidae. The coding region runs from base 91 to 534 and encodes 147 amino acids. Gene Ontology annotation, biological process: mitochondrial electron transport, ubiquinol to cytochrome c. The record is from RefSeq and is a predicted model, not a curated record.
AACAAUGAACAAACGCUUGGCUUUCAUUUCAGUAUAUAUUGAACGACGAAUAGCCAGUCGUCAUUAGGAGGUUAACGUUUCUACAAGAGGAUGUCUCUUCCUACAAAACUCCCGUGGACGUUACUGAAAAACUUUAAAUUACCAAGACGGGACUCCUCACAGAAUCCACACGGUUGCAAAAACAGCAAGAUGGUCGGUCUGAGUAAAUUGGCGUUCCAGUUGUCGGGAUAUAACAAAUAUGGGCUUUACACGCACGAUGUGAUAGACUACACUAACCCUGUUGUACGUGAAGCUUUGCGCCGAUUACCGCAGGAUAUACUGGAUGUCAGAAAUUUCAGGAUCAUACGCGCUAUGCAACUGGAUUUCCUGAAGAGACUCCUGCCUGAGGAGAAAUGGGUCACGUAUGAGCAGGAUUUAGAAUAUCGAUAUCUCGACCUGUACAUGAAGGAGAUUGAGGCUGAACGAGCUGAGAUACAGAAGUUCGGUUGUCGCAAUUACAGCGACACGGACUGGCCGGCCAAUGAACCAAUAUAA